Gossypium raimondii (Peruvian cotton) is the source of this 562-nucleotide messenger RNA. RefSeq lists its product as uncharacterized. NCBI's taxonomy places the organism in Eukaryota, Viridiplantae, Streptophyta, Magnoliopsida, Malvales, Malvaceae. Bases 36 to 344 code for a protein of 102 amino acids. The record is from RefSeq and is a predicted model, not a curated record. The transcript has 3 exons.
GUAAGGCAGUCAGUUUCAUUCCGGUAUUGCUUGUAAUGGUUGGAAUGCUCCAUUCCAAUAGUAAUCCGAAACAACGAAUCCUAAGUCCUGUUUCGGUGCAAAUUUUAGUUGGUAUCGGUUGUGUCCGUGCAUACCGGUUGAUUUUACUGAUUGGUGCAAAAAGACUUUGUAACCAUCAUGGAAGAUGGCAAUGGCAUCUUUUACAAUCAUCCAGUGCAACUAUCAGAGAUCGAAACACUUCAGAAACAACACGAGGAGAAAACAAUAAGGAUCCGAGACCUCAAGAGACAAAUCGAAGCGUUGAAGCUUCGUUUGGCGAAGACGAAAACGAAGAAAAACAUUAGCAGAGAUGAGAGAAGAGAAGCUUUCAAUGAACUGUGUGAGAAAUAUCACAGCUUGAGAAAUGAAUACAAUGCAUUAUUGAGUGAAAUUUAAAGGGAGCAGAGAUUAAUUUAACCAAAGAUUUCUUGUUACUAUUUAAUAUUUUGUUUCAUUUUAUCGUAUUUAAAUAUGUCCCAGACAUGAAUAUCGAAUAUGAAAUAUAUUUUGGUUUCAUUUUACA